AUGUCGGCAUCAUCGUCGGGUGGUGUCGAGAAGGAUAGCAAGUAUAAGGCAUACUCGCAGGCGGUCGAUCGUGCCCUCAAAACUUUUGAGAAUUCUACAGAAUGGGCGGAUUUGAUCUCGGCGCUCGGCAAGCUCACUAAAGUUUUCAAAUCAAACGCGCAAUUCUGCGCCAUUCCCAACCAAGUCACAGUCGCCAAACGAUUAUGGCAGUGCUUACACUGGGCGCUUCCAAUGGGUGUUCACCUCAAAGCUUUAGAAACCUAUCGACAGAUUUUCGAUAUUCUCGGACCACACAAGCUGCCGGAAGUGUUGUACCUAUACGCGGGCGGUUUGUUUCCACUGAUGGAUCAUUGCGGCAUCAAGGUGAAGUCGGCGCUGUUCGCCAUAUUCGAGCAAUAUCUGGUUCCGUUGGAGACGAAUCUCCAGCCAGCGCUUCCAGAAUUCCUUGGAAGUGUUCUCUCAGCGCUCGAGGAAGGCACCGAGUUUUAUGAAAGAACGUUGACGUUGCUCGAUCGGGUUUGUGAGAAGGUGGGACCACGCGAGUUCUACGCGUCGCUGUGGAAAGCGGUUCGGAAUCAGCCGCCGGUUCGGCUACCUGCCAUGAUAUACGUGAACGCGAAAUUCGACAAGUCGAAAAGUCUUGAUGAUCAGAUUCAUGUGAUCGGCGAUCAUGUCGAUGAUAUGGUUUCUGCAUUAUGCGCCACCGCUGACGACGACGGCUCGCCGCUGGUUCAGCGAUAUCUGUUGGAUUUCCUUGUGGCCGCAUUUCCGCUGGAUAGCACGAAUUUGACCGAUAUGGAUUUUGUGCAGUUAUUACGACAAUGCUUAUUUGUUGUUUUACGACGUGAUAUGUCGUUGAAUCGACGAUUGUAUACAUGGAUUAUCAAUCGAUCAGGUGAGACAACUGGAGUGUCUGGAUUAUCGAUCGGCGGGCCCGACGAUGGCAUCGACAUGACAUUUUUCCAUGAGCGCGUCCUCAAGCUCAUCGUCAAAGCGAUUGAUGAAUACCUUGAUAUGGAUCUCAUCGAGCUGCCCGUUUCGCACAAUUCGAACACCGUCGGCGACGAACGAAAAGAAUCGAAAAAUUUGCAAUUCGCCGAAGUUCGUGUGUGCCGAUUGUUGCUCUAUCUGCAAGAUCGAGCCGACAUCGGCAAAUCGAUUCUGCUCGCUGUCUUCCCAUCAUUUCUCCGCAAAUCGGCUGAAUAUCAUCGAAAGAAUCGAGUAGAAGGUGGUGGUGGUGGUGGUGUUGUCGAGGAGAAGGUUGUUGGCGAUCGCGAAGCGCUCACACUUCAACUAAAUGCGAGCAUCUCGUCGUCGUCGACAACCGAUGCCGUUGAGAAUGAGACGAUGGUGUUGCGCCGAAGCGACGAGCUCUGUAAGACGUUCAAUAUGCUGCUCAACUCGCUGGAGCCCGGAUUUCUUUGGAGUUUUCUCGGCGAAUGGUAUGAGAAGAUUGUCGGUGGCGUCGACGGCGCGACGAUCGACGGCAUUCACGACUUCUCACAGGUGGUCUCCGUUUGCCUCGAAAUUUGCAAUGUUGAAAGCGAUGCGAAUCUGAGAAUGAGCCAUUUGCCGAAAUUGCUCGAAUGCAUUCUUCGAGGCCUUUCCUCCGUCGAACUUUUGUCGACGUGUAAACAAUCGGAUUUGUUGUCGCUGUAUACAGUAUGCCAGAAGCUUCUUCAAAUCAUUACUUCGCAUCCGCCAUCUCCUAUUGAAGUUGUCGAGCUUGCUGAUGAAACCGCUUCUAUUGAUCAGGAAACCAGGGCUAUUGAACGCGAAGGAAGCCAAGUCGAUUCUUGUCUUCAGCAAUGCGUUGCGGCCCUAUCAGCAACGUUUGACAUCUACCUUGCCGAUCGACAAGCUUCGCUGAUUCCGCUUCUCGAUGCCUCGACGUCGCUUCUUGACGCAUUCCUGACAGUCCCGAUUUAUCACGUCGGCGUCGACAAUAUUGAUGUGAAGAGCGAUGUGCCGCGUUGGCUUCAGAACAUUCUCAAGAUUAUCGAUGCCGCUGAAUGGCUCAAAGAGAUGAAGAGCGGAACGUGCGGCGAUGUCGCGGCACGCGCGUCUCUUCUCGAGCUCCUCUGCAAAGUCUACACGAAAUCGGCGUCGGUCAUUGAACAACAUGACGAGGUGAUGUCGAGACACUCGAGCGAUGCGACCAAUGGUGACGAUGAGGAUAUUAUGCGAACUGUCUUGCUGAAGCCAUUCCUCACUCGCAAUGAUCUAAUGUUCAUUGAGAAGAAGAGGGCGUUUGCGAUUUGUGCGGAAGCGGUCUGGAUCGGUGUUAGUAAAUCUUGGUGCCGAAAAGAUCAUCAACGAUUGGCGCGUUUGCUCAUUGAGCUUCACUCGAGGAAGCCGAAUGAACCGAGCAGCGAGGUUGAGAAUAUCGUUGUUCAGGCGUUGACUUCGAAUGACGACAUGGUUUACACGGAAGCGGUGAAGACGUUCCAUCGUGUUUGGAUGUUGACGAGAAACAAUUGCGAAGAGCCCGGACGAUCGACGUAUCGAAAAUCGUUCAAUCGCGCCGUUAUGAUUCUUCUUGGUGUUCUCGCUGAUGAGAGUGUGUCGAGGACGCGGCCGAAAGCGGCAGCCGCCGCGUGGUUUGCCGACUGCGCCAAACAUGAUGAUCUUCCCAAGAUUGUUCAGAUGCUCUCCACGAUGCUUCUGAAUCCGGUGACGGCGAGAAUCUCCAUUCAAUACCUUCGACAGGAAUCUAAACUCACAUCGGAGACUUGCAGCUCGCUUCCUAGUGGAAUGUCGGCAGUCACAUUGAUUACCACUGAUGGCAAACAGAGAUUGUAUCAUUUGACGGGACCAUCUUGUGCUGAUAGCACAUCGUGGAUCACUGAUGUUCGAAAUCGAUUGUUGAUGUCCUCUUGUGAGGAUGAGCAGCUUCCGGAGAAUCAGCGGCACGUGAGCCCGUGUCCGGUAGUCGCUGACAUGCCGAAUUUUGACGACGACACGGAUUCGCUGGACACGCUCUCGCUGAAUGAGAGCGUUGAGACGGCGGUGUUUGAGACAUUGGUCUCGAUUCUCGACACACUUUGUGAAGACGAGGAAUCGGAGAGCGAGACGAGACAGAGGCUGAACACGAUGCUUGUCGCGAAGCCCAUUGAGCCGACUGGAGAAACGUUCAAUUUGCAAAGCGAGGAUGUUGUGACUGAGAAGGAGGAGAAGCCGGCGCCGAUUUGCUAUCCGGUGAUUCGCAUUAAACGCGGACAUCGUCGGCAAGACUCGCUUCAGGAGAGCAUCUUCAACAUGACCGAGAAGGAUUUGAGCGCAUUCGACACAUCCGAGAUUCUGCGACCGUCGACAGAUUCGACGAAAGCGGUUGCGGUGAAUGCAGGAACUGUGUCGUCAACGACGUCGACGAAUGGAACCUCGUCGUCGCCGCUGUUCGAGGAUCUUCACAUUCAUAUGCUUCUGUACGGCGAGAGCGGUAAAGUUGUUGAUUUGGCCAGAGCCGAGACAGCGUUCAGAAUUCUGUCGGCGUUGUUGGCGCCGCGCGGAGCGUCGUCAGGACAUCGGAUGCUUCUCAAUUGUCUCGUAUCAUCUGGAACUGCGGCGAGCACGUCGCCUGAAGAGGCUUCACUCGUCGAAUUGCUCACCAGACACGUUCGAGCCAUUCUCGGUCAGCACUUUUGGUCAUCGCCACUUGUAGAAGACGAUAAGCAUCGGCAUCUAACUCUUCUUGAGCUUCUGAUUACGAUUGCCCUCCAUUACCUACGAUCAUAUUUUUUGAAUUCGCCGAUAUCGCCGGUCACCGAUGCGGAUCUUGAAGCGCUUUGGAAAUGCAAGAUCUCGGCGCUUAAAUUUUUGACGGAGCUCAUUCGCGAGCUCGCUUCCAUGAUCAAUGAGCAAGAGUCGAAGCAGAUUGUGAUGUUUGUGCAGAGCAUUCUGACGAGAGCCAAACUUCAAAAAUGCAUUUUGCACCUUUUGCUGACUGCGGUUGAUCAUGAUCCGACGGAUCGCAAAUCGAUCAAUGGGAAUAAGCCGCUGUCGGUGUCGAUCAGCGAGUUCAACGAAGGAUUGAUUGGCGAGAACGCCAGACAUCGACUGGCCCCGCUUCUUGAUGAUUACCAUCUGGCGCUUCUUUCGUUGACUGCCCACACGAUUCGAAUCGAAAGCGACAUCAAGAAUGGCUUCAUUGCCUUUAGUGAUGGAAGCUCGGCGUUAUAUAGCCGCGGGAUAUCGCUGAAUCAGAGUCUGUACAAUCACUCAUUCAACCGUGCGUCUAGUCGCGAGCCGCAUGCAUCACUUGUCGAGCUCCGAGCAUUCUUGCUCAUUCUUCUCGGCGCAUUGAAGAAGCAGCCGCAGCGGCACGAGAUGUGGAUGCAAUUUGUCAUACAAAUUCUACCCUGGAUGGAUCGAUCGCUCGCCACAAUUGUGUGUCGUGUCGUUGAGCAGCUUUGCAAGAAUAUGGAGAAUGCGAUGUGUGUUGCGUAUGAGCCGCCGCUCACGUGCGACAUUGUCAUUGAUUCGCCGGGCGACCGAAGCGUUGAUCCCGAAUCCUAUCCGGAUAACUAUCUGGCGACGACGCUUGAAUCACUAACCACCCUUGUCCACUUCUGCGUUAUCGAUGGAGCAUCGUCUUCUUCUGUGACCGCUUCGACGACAUCAGCGAUGACUUCGCAUCAAUCCGCGUCGACGCCGGGAUCGUCAAGUGUCGUCGGGCACGCGAUGUCAGUGAUACCGGGAUCGAAAGUCGCGACGGAGUUGUUCUCAACCCUUGGCAAGGUGUUCUCACUGAGCGGCGAUAAUGGAGGCGUUGGACUUGCGAAGAUCGAGAGCAGUCGGCAGAAUAGCAAUGGAUGGCGACAGGCGCAAUCGGACAUGCUCAGCGCGCUUCCGCACUCGUUGGCGACAGUUUGCAAUGUUUGGACGCUGGUUCGGACCAAUCAGACGCCGAUGGUGCCCGUCGGAACGACAUCGCAGCUUCGCAAACUUGUCGUCAGAUUGUUGUCGCCGAUCGCUGAGAAUCACGAGCACGGAUUCUUGACAUCGUUGGCUCUUGUUUGGCUUACGAGGUCUACUGUGAAACCGACGGCAAUUCGAAAGCAUGAUCCUGAUAAGGCGACGUUUGACUACUCGUCGGCUCAAUUGGACAUCACCAAUCUUCUUUUGAAUCUAAAAGUGAUCAAAUUUGAGGAUUUGAUCUCGUCGGUGAACGCGACUCUUCGUGAAGCUUCACUCAAAGCCAGCAAGGUCGGAAUCACCAUUGACAAGACGAAUUUCCCUACCGAGGAGCCCCUUCUCGAAUUGGUCCAUUCGUGCAUCUCGGUGGUGCCGCAAUCGCAGCUCCAACUCUGCUGGCCGUCGCUUCUUUCGUUGUUCUCCGAAGCGCCGCUGUCGUCGUUGAGCCCGCGAGCCGUCUUCUUGCUCUUUGUAAUUCUCAGCGAUUUCGUCAAAUAUGUCGGCGGAGCAUACAUUGUUGAAGAUAAGGCGAUGUAUCGGAAUGUGCAGGAUGUUUGCGCGAAGCUCGCCGAGUCGGUGAACGCGAUUGUCGGCUGGCAACUCGAGACGACGACGUGGCUCAAGAGGACGCUUGUUGUCAAACAGGAUCAUUCCAGUGGAGUCAGCAUUCGUUCGGUCGAUCAGAGUCCGAUUGUUGUGAAUGCGACGAGCAUCUCGCUGGCAUCGAAUAUUUCUACGGCUUCCGAAUCAACUAGAAACUCGACACUUUCCUUGAUGAACAAACCGACAUCGCUUGACGGACUCUCCACGACCACCACGCUUACAGAAGGGAGGAAUGAUAAGAAGAGCUCGUCGAAUUUGAGGGCUUCGAUCAAAGAUACGAAUAAUAACAAACGGGAUCCGGCGCAUAGUACGCAGGCGUUGUUUUUGCUCGCCGAGCGUCUCACCGAUCUUCUCGAUUCGGUCAGCAAAAGCGAUGAGAAGGACAAGGUGCUGCCGAUUCUGCACGCGGUUUGGGCGAAUGUCGUUCCAUAUUUGAAGGCGAAGAAUGCGAGGAACGCGCGAUUCUUCCUUGCUUCCUCGCAACUAUUGGCAUCGAUGAGCUCUUAUAUGUAUAUGCGGCCGGUUUGGAAGAAAACCACACUUGAUCUGCUUUUAGACUCUUCCUUCUUCAAAAUGGAUAAUCAGGCAUUGAAGUAUUGGCUAAUUGUCACUGAUCACCUGAUGACUCAAGAUCGAACGUCUUUCAAGGAUUUGCUUAAAAGUAUAUCGUAUUCGCCGAACACCUCAUUCAACAUCAUGUCGUCGAAAGAGCAAGAGUAUGAAGCUCGUGCUCAAUCGCUGAAACGGCUUACUUUUGUGGUAUUUGGAUCGCAAAUGGAUCAGUACCAUCCGCAUAUGAAUGAUAUUCAAGAACGCUUAUCGGACAAUCUGAGAGUGUCGCAAUCGCCGGUCAUCCGCGCCGCGGUAUUCCUAUGUAUUCGAGUGUUGCUUCUCCGAUUGAAGCCGCAAAGUUUGAUCGGAGUUUGGCCGAUAAUGGUCACUGAGCUGGUGCAAGCCCUAUCGCAACUUGAGCAGCAACUCCAGCUCGCAAUCAAUGGAAACGGCAACGAGGAGUUCUCGGGAUCGCGCGAAGAUCAAUGGAUGCAUAUGUAUCUGGCGUCGUGCAAGCUUCUCGAAACGCUGUACACACUGCCGGCUGGAUAUCUGUCGAAUUUCCAACGAUGCCAUUUUGCUUUCGUCUCGUCGGUGGCAUCGGACAAGUCGAAUGUGUUCAAGCCGUUUGCUGAACGCAUCAAUGAUCUUCUUGUGAAAAGGUAUGGCGAACUCACACGAGAAUCGAUGACGAAGUACUCGGCCUCGCUGAAUGGCAUCAAAAUUCUGACGUCUUUCGAAGAACUCCGACCGUUCUUCUUCACACUUGCCAAUUUGAACAAGUCGAUUCCGCGCAACGAAAAUUGCCUACGCGACGCUCAUGUGCUGUCGGGAAGCCUUUCGCAUGAGCACGCGGUGACGCGGCUCGAAAAUGCGCUCUACGUCGAUUUCUCGGAGCACCUUCAAUUCUAG
Caenorhabditis bovis is the source of this 6981-nucleotide messenger RNA. Lineage: Eukaryota; Metazoa; Nematoda; Chromadorea; Rhabditida; Rhabditidae. The record is from the annotation of a GenBank genome assembly.